AUGGUAGUGACGUCGCAGGCGCCCGGGUUUGCGUCUCCGCGGGUCACGACCGCCACCAACGGGUAUGACCCUCUAAGCGUCAACGGAAGUCGACCGACCGAGCGUGCCGGCGGGUUACGCUUCGCCCAAGAUGCAGAGAAGCGCAAGCCCACGGACAAGGAGGACGAGCUGCCCAAGCCUGUGGAGAUCGUGCCCUGGCGCAUGCGCGAGCGCAUGAAGACAAUGGACGUGGCUCUGGUGCUGUGUCUCAACAUUGGUACAGACCCUCCGGACGUGGAGAAGUCCACGCCCUGCGCACGCAAAGAGUGCUGGGUGGACCCAUUCUCCAUGCCUCCGAAGAAAGCCAUCGAAACGAUCGGCAACACGCUGCAGUCGCAGUACGAACGCUGGCAGCCGCGUGCACGGUACAAGCAGAGCCUGGACCCGACGGUGGAGAAGAUCCGAGAGCUGUGUGUGAACCGACGCAGACUGGCAAAGCACGACCGCGUGCUGUUCCACUACAACGGCCAUGGUGUUCCCCGACCGACGCAGAAUGGAGAGGUGUGGGUGUUCAACAAGAGCUACACGCAGUAUAUCCCGCUGCUGGUGUACGACCUGCAGUCGUGGGUGGGGACGCCAUCGAUCUAUGUGUUUGACUGCUCGGCAGCAGGAGUACUGCUCAGUCAUUUCUCGACCCCUCCGACAACUACAACUCAAUCCCAUGGACGAAAUGCAAGCCCGUCAGCCAAUGAGGCGAUCGUGCUUGCAGCUUGUGCGGCUGACGAACUGCUUCCUAUGAACCCCGAGCUAUGUGCAGACGUGUUUACGUCCUGCUUGACGACGCCAAUUACCGUCGCCUUGCGGUGGUUCAUCUCGCAGAACGAGCUGUCGAUGGCGCAUCUUGACGCCAGUUUUAUUGAGCGAAUCCCGGGAAAGCUCACCGACAGGAAGACCCCACUGGGAGAGCUGAAUUGGAUAUUUACUGCUAUCACGGAUACGAUCGCGUGGAAUAUGUUGCCCCGGGAGUUGUUCCAGAAAUUGUUUCGUCAGGAUUUGCUUGUGGCGUCGCUGUUUCGAAACUUCCUGCUGGCUGAACGAAUUAUGAAGUCUGAAGGUUGCUCUCCGUGCUCGCUCCCGGCAUUGCCACCGACGAAUCACCAUUCUCUGUGGCGCUCUUGGGACUUGGCCGCUGAGGUAUGCUUGAACCAACUAUACAAGUUGUCAAACCCAUACCCCAACGUCGACAUGAGUUUUCAGCCAUCACGAUUUUUCGCCGAGCAACUCACAGCAUUCGAAGUGUGGUUGCAAUUUGGUUCUUCGGAAAAAGCGCCUCCGCAGCAAUUACCUAUGGUACUCCAGGUGCUUCUAAGCCAGGUUCACCGUCUCCGCGCACUCGUGUUGUUGAAAAAGUUUCUUGACUUAGGACCGUGGGCAGUCAAUCUCGCGCUUUCUGUUGGAAUUUUCCCGUAUGUGCUGAAGCUUCUUCAAUCCCCCGCUAGCGAACUUCGUCAAGUGCUUGUCUUUAUUUGGGCAAAAAUCUUGGCGUUGGAUUCAAGCUGCCAGACGGACCUUGUCAAGGACGAUGGCCACUCUUACUUUAUAUCUCAUCUCGCGGCUGGACUUCACAAUGGUGGAGGUAAUCAAAGCGCCUAUAGUGCUACCGGCAGCUUGUUGCCACCGGAACAGAAAGUCAUGGCGGCGUUCAUUAUCUCGGUUAUCUGCAACAAUUAUUUGCCAGGACAAAAGAGCUGUUUACCGCAGUAUUUGCACAAAAUUUGCGUGAAUCUCCUCCAGGACCCGGAUGAAGAAGUGCGCAAAUGGGUUUGUCUGUGCAUGGCUAAGUUAUGGGAGAACUUCGACGAUGCCAAGCGAGUAGCGAUCGAUGACCAGGUGCCGCGUAUGCUUGGUGCGAAGCUUCGCGAUGAACGACCCGAAGUACGAGCUGCCGCGGCUUAUGCGCUUGGUACGCUGGUUGGCUUCCAAUGUGACCCCAAUGUCAGCGGGAAACAGGUUGACUUGAACCGUCUGGAGGAUUUCCUUCGUCAGCGGGCACAUGACGACAUUAUCGUAGCUAUGGAAUUACUACGGGGCUGCCGGGAUGGUUCUCCACUUGUCCGUCGGGAAAGUGUACUCGGCUUAGCAAAUGUAAUUUUGCACAACUAUCACCAGCCGCGAUUCGAAUCUGUAGCGAAGCACAUCAAGAAUCAGCCUGCCAGUGCCCAAACUGCUUCUCCUAGAGAUCAGAGACCCCCAUCAGGCGGCAUGGACUACGAGAAAGGAAAUGGUGCACCAAGUCCGUUGGAACGAGGCAAUGAUUCGAAUUUCCAAUUUGGCGCAGAUGUAUUCAUUGACAAACAGCUACUUGAUGAGAUUGGGGAAGACGCAAAAUUGUACGCUGAAAUCUGGCACGCGCUGAAGGAGAUGCAGUCCAGGGACCCAUUCCCCUACGUUGUUGAUGCGGUCAAAGCAAUCGUGAGUUUCGUGAACGCAAGCAUCUUAGAAUCCGAGCAAGAUCAAUUGCGAGAGAACAGUCAAACAGGAAGUGCGUUGGCUUCUCCCCCGCGUAGUGCAAACCCCGAACACCUGCGCCAUGAAAGAAGUGCAGGCCCGCCAGCGCAGCUUCGCCGAGAAGGAUCAGUGCCGGGAUUGCCGCACUUUCAGGCUCAGCAGGGCGAACCGAGAUUUGCUAGUUCCACCGAAACUGCAAAUGCUCAUGCGUCGGCUAACCCUGAGAGAGGCAACACGGUCAGACAUCCUGAAGCCCACAUGCAAAUGCCGGCGACGACCGGAAUAGGACUGCGCUCAGCUGUGUCAGUGGGCAACUUCCGGCAGUACCAGGAGAAAUUUCAGCAAGGACCUGGCGCCUUAGCUCCUGGGGUUGGAGAUAGCCAUGUGAUGCCACCCGCUGCUCCCGCGAACACAGGAGGUAUGAUUCAAGGCCAGUAUCUUGGGUCCGAUGCUUCCGGAUACAGAAUGACGAACACGGGGGUUCCCGGUGACAGUGGCAUGGGUUAUCCUGUUCAUGUACUCCCUGCCAUGGAAAAAUACGGCCGUCAAGAGGAUUUCCCGCCUUCACUUGUGUCCACAUGCUACGAGCGGCACAAGGCUCACUUCAGCGACCCGAUUUUGGAGCCUCUGCGUGAAGAUGAGGACCCACUAAGUGAGAAGGGGGCUGAGAGAUGGGAGCGUUCUCGACGCUAUAAUCGAAUCCGGGUGGCAGCUCUGAAAUUGGCCCCUGGGUUUGCCUCUCCUCGGAGUUCAGCAAAGUCUCCUGCGAUGCAGAGAUCCGCUUUAGGUCUGCGCGAUGCUAGUCCGCAUAACCCUCCGCUGUAUUCGCCAAUGGAGUACGAUGCUACACGUCGUGCAUCGACUUUGGGCGACCAGGAAGAAGUGAAGGACUUCACCUUAAACCUUCGCCAACGCGCUGUGCUGAAUAAUGAUGCCGAAAUGACGUCAUUGCUCCUGUUUCAUCCAUACGAAACGAUGCUGCUCGUGGCUGACGAAAAGGACCAGAUAUCGCUCUACAACUUUGAGGAAACGGAAACGAAGGUGCUCAGCUUCGGAAACAAGAACCCGCCCGGGUCUCGGUUGACAUCUCUUAACUGGAUAAACGAAACGGAAGAAAGUCUUCUUACCUGCGGAUCCGAUGACGGCGUGAUAAAAAUCUAUCACGGGUUACACAGCCCACAUCCCUCUAUUGGCAGUCCAAAGCUCGUGUCUGCCUUUGUUGCGGUUCCUGACCUUGUGCCAGGAACACGUGGCUCUGGUCUGGUGAUGAACUGGCAGCAACAGGCGGGAGCUAUGUAUGCUGGCGGCAAUUCGAGCAUGCUUCGUGGGUGGGACUUGCGCCAAGAAAAGUGUACGGUAGCCCUCCCGACUCAAACGGACUCUUGCAUCACCAGUAUGGCGAGUGAUGAAAGUCUUCCGGGGAUGGUUGUCGCCGGCUUUGGAGAUGGCACGUUGCGGAUCUUCGACUCGCGAAGCAGACCAGAUUACUCAGUCAAGACGAUCAUGCGGGAACACUCCUCAUGGGUAGUGCAGACCCACAUUUAUGCCGGCCGGAACGAAUUGCUUACGGGGUCCGUAACUGGAGAGCUCAAGUUCUGGGACUUGCGGUAUCCCAAGAACAGCGUCAAGUCUCUGGAAGCGCAUCGAUCACCUAUGACCGCUCUUGCCGUUCACGACUACGCCCCUAUCUUCGCCAGGUGCGUUUUCAACUAUUGCGUCGGUAGUUGUGCCUUGAAACUAACAUAUUUUGUUUGCAGUGGCUCGCACAACCAAUUUAUCAAGGUGUUCCGCAGCGACGGUGAGCAGUUGGCGCUCAUCCGUUAUCACGAAGGAUUCCUGGGCGAACGCAUUGGUCCAGUCUCGUGCUUGGCAUUCCACCCGCAUCGGAUUUUCCUGGCAGCAGGCGCUACUGACUCGGUGGUUGCUGUGUACUCGAGCGACAAAUAA
Phytophthora sojae is the source of this 4434-nucleotide messenger RNA. RefSeq lists its product as hypothetical. Gene Ontology annotation, cellular component: cytoplasm; TORC1 complex. Bases 1 to 4434 code for a protein of 1477 amino acids. Gene Ontology annotation, molecular function: protein-macromolecule adaptor activity; protein binding. Gene Ontology annotation, biological process: cellular response to amino acid stimulus; positive regulation of protein serine/threonine kinase activity; positive regulation of cell growth. Lineage: Eukaryota; Oomycota; Peronosporomycetes; Peronosporales; Peronosporaceae. The record is from RefSeq and is a predicted model, not a curated record. The transcript is spliced from 2 exons.